Molecule: messenger RNA, 2602 nt
Organism: Pocillopora damicornis (cauliflower coral)
Lineage: Eukaryota; Metazoa; Cnidaria; Anthozoa; Scleractinia; Pocilloporidae
Source: RefSeq, a predicted model, not a curated record
AGAAGCAUUAUCUACUCUGAUGAAAAAUGGUCUUAACCGAGAUGAAUUUAACUCUUACAUCAAUGUUGAUUCUUUUGUGCGUUGUCAAAUUUAGUCCCGGCGGAAAAGGAAUGUUUAUAUCCGAGACAGACUUCAAGACGGAGAAUGAAGAGCGAGCACCGAGGAAGACUAGGGCAGAGCCUGAAUCCGAACCUGAAAGCGAACCUGAAGCGGAAGGAGAAUCCAAAGCAGAAGGAGAACCCAGUAGUGAAAAUCACUCAUACACGGAGCCUACCUCAGAAUAUCCAGAAGGAGAAACUGAACCGUCGCCAACGCCGGAAAAUUGGCCAGAACCAGGCCCCCGUUGGGAACAAGCAUACGAGACGUGGAGAUGGGCCUGGGAGCUACAUGUUUACCUUUACGCGACGAUAUACCUUUUGAUUGGCUUGUACGCCGGAUAUUACGUCAUAGCUAACGUUUAUGACGGUCUGCAAGGAAAAUACCUGAGCGUGAGCCUCAAUAUCAUGGUGUCGAUGUUUGGGUUCACAAGGGCCCUUGUCAUGUUUUUGGACCCAUAUCAUCAAGGGGGUAUAAUUCACAACACUGCGGUGAUGCGCGUGAUUUGGUCCCUCGCAGGCCCUUGUCUCACGGCCUCCGACAGUUUGAUGAUUCUUGCCCUGAUAGAGACGGCAAAAAUCUCCGUUGCACCUCCUAAGCUUCAGAAAGCAAGCACAAACAUUAUUAUCAUAAGCUUUCAUUUUGCACUUGUAAUAACUACAGACUGUGUAGUUGCCGACUAUGUGGAAGCGAAAGUUAUGUUGUUAUUUUGUCAGUUGUUUUUUGUUACGUGGGGUUUUGUGCUUGGAACUAUAAACUUUAUCCUUGGAUACAAACUGGAUAAACAACUUUUCAGUCACAAAAAACCAAAAGAAACAGCGGACAAAAUAUACAUUUAUCUUAUUUACGCCUCCGGCCUAGCAAACUACUUUUUAUGCGCAAUCAUUGUUUAUUCAGCGUGCGGAGUAUUUGGUGUUUAUUCGGAUGUUCAAUUUGUAGAUGCAUGGCCUUGGUGGGCCUUGCAAACGAUGUCUCGCUUCAGCGAGAUCCUCGCGUGUGUCUUGAUAUUCACAGUUAGUGCUAAAAGGACCCGAGUGAAAAAGGCAGUCGCUCAGUUAACGGAUGAAAAAAGCUUAGACACAAUCAUCCCGGGAGGAAUCGGUUCUACGCAAUCUUUAUCGUGGUCUUCAAGAUUCAGAAAUUGCUUCAAGCGUAAAAAAGUCGCCGCUGACAGAAACAGUGGGAGUGCAAUAAGCCUAUUCACAGCUCUCCGUGAAAUGGCUCUGGCUGCGACCGGUGAGAACUGGUACGGGACAAAUCUGGAUCCCCCAAUAAAAGAUAAUGGGGAAUGUUGGGUAGAAACAAAAACGACUUCGUCUGUAAUUCAUCUGCCUGGGAAAACGAAAAUACAUCCACAUGUAAACACAACUGACGACUUAGGGAGCGAUGGCGAGGAAGUGGAAAAGGAGUACUUAGAACUUGAGUUAAGACGCGUACAAUCAAGAAGAGCGAGCAUGUUUACAGCUCUUCACGACGCUAAAAAGACGCGUAACACGGCCUUUCCACCCGGAAAAAUGACUCGGCUAAAGCCAUUAUUCCAAACUGAUAAUUCUGGAGAAACUAGCAUCAAGGAGAUUGACUCGAAGAGACAAAACUCUGGAAAUACUUGGGGUAAAUGGCCGGAAACAACACUUCCAAAUAUGGCAAACACGGAAGAAAAUUACUGAACAAUAAACGAUUCUUCUCGGAGGGCAAAGGUCACAUGAUGAUCGAGAAAAUCAAAUCUCUUUUUCCAUACGCACCAUUAAGUAACAGGAAGGCUGGCAAGGUUUUUCUGCACUGAUCGAUUUUUUGUCAUACGUAAAUAACAUUACAACUAUGAGAAUUUUCUAAGCUAGGGCUUCAGAUGCGUAUCGUGUUGUCUACAUGAAUACUAUGCACAAAGUUUUGAUAUUACACUUAUCAGGGUUAAAAUGGAAUUCUAGCAAGUCGUUUUAAAGGGUAAUUAUGCCCCAGUAACCAUAUGAUUACAAAUCAUACUACAAUAAUAUACUACUCGCAACCUUUCGAGAUUUCGAUGAUUUACUUAACCUUUCGAAGAUUGUUCUCAGGUGCCCUAAAGAUUCAAACGAAUUGAACGCAAUUCAGUAGGCUUGCAGCACACCCAUGGCGGUAGUGUGCCUAGAAAAAUUAUGUUUUAACUAAAAUGUGACCCUAUGUAUGGUUCCUGAUUGUUUGAAUAGAUCACCUUACCAAGGGAUAGAAAAAGAGUAUUGAGACUCAAAUCAGGUCGUAGGUAGGCGACCAAGUUGCUAAGCAAGAUUCAAAAUGGCGGCCUCUGAAGCAAAUUUCAGCGCAUUUCAAAAGAUUUUACGCUAAUUGAAAUCAGGAGGUGGAAAUUUGAAUGAUUUCCCAAAAACAUUUUUGAUGAUGUAAAUACAAAUGAUAUGGUCUCCUGAGCAUACUUAUCUCUUCGCCCAACAUCUGCAUCUUUAAUUGAAGGCAGUGCUUUGCGAUGGGUUAUUUGUACCACAUGCAACCAAAUAAAUCCGGUUUUAUUGCCAUA